AUGGUUUUGAAUAAUGUUCAAAGAAAAUCGCCAGCCAAGCAUCUCUAUAUCGUCGGUGGAACUCCAGCUCUUCGUGGCGAAUUUCCAGCAUUGGGUGCCAUGCGUGAUGACAGCGGCGUCCUCGUUUGUGGUGGAACUUUAAUUGCACCUUCCCACGUCCUGACGGCUGCCCAUUGUCUAUCAGGAUUACGUCCUGAAGUUGUAAGCAGGUAUAGCUUAAUCUUUAACUCUUUGACGUGGAAUGGCGGAACGGGUUCCGUCGCUAGAACAGUGAAGAGAGCCAUCAUUCAUGAAAAUUGGAACCCCGUUGGUACGAAAAAUGACAUUGCCAUUGUGGUGUUGAAUUCACCCAUCACAACAAUUGCCUUUACUAAACUUCCGACGGAUUCAACAGCUUUGACCACAAAGAAACCAACCACAAAACGACCAACCACGAAAUUACCAACCACAAAACGGCCAACCACAAAAGCACCAUGUUCGUGUACUUGUUGGGUUUGGUUGGGGUUGGGGUUUCGGCUGUGCUGAUCCCAACUUUGCUGGAAUUUAUGCACGUGUCACAACGUAUGUUGACUGAAUCGCAAAAACGGUGGCCAACAACCCAGCGUAGAAAUAUGGCGCUAUUCAGUAUAUAUAGACAGCCAGACUAACACGACAUGGAAUUUCUUUUAAAAUUGACUUUGGCGUGUAUCGACCGUUUCACCAACACCAUUGGUUUUGGUGUUUUUAUGAAACGGUAGAUAUUCGUCAUUGCUGUGAUUGUCUUUUAAGCUUUGUUUGCCGUGUGUUUGCAUUGGAUGGGGCAUAAUAGAAUUUAGUCAUUCAGCAG
Molecule: messenger RNA, 826 nt
Organism: Daphnia magna
Lineage: Eukaryota; Metazoa; Arthropoda; Branchiopoda; Diplostraca; Daphniidae
Product: chymotrypsin-C-like
Exons: 4
Coding region: 1-525 (174 amino acids)
Biological process (GO): proteolysis
Molecular function (GO): serine-type endopeptidase activity
Source: RefSeq, a predicted model, not a curated record